Messenger RNA from Cheilinus undulatus (humphead wrasse), 3135 nucleotides. Its product is annotated as TRAF3-interacting JNK-activating modulator. The coding region runs from base 933 to 2672 and encodes 579 amino acids. Lineage: Eukaryota; Metazoa; Chordata; Actinopteri; Labriformes; Labridae. The record is from RefSeq and is a predicted model, not a curated record. The transcript is spliced from 14 exons.
GUGAGAUAUCAUAUGAAGAACAAGUAUUUAAGGUUCAUUAUUCUCAAAGAGGCUCAUAACAAAUACAUAAAUAAAUUCAACCAGUCAGCUGGAUGCAAUCACACAGGCCUACUACACAUAAAUACAAAAACUACCUGUGAAGAAUUAAACUAUUGAGGCUGACUUAUCAGCACAUUUUAACAAAGUUUAACAGCUGAUAACGUUUUUUUUUUUUUUUUAAUUCCAGGAGGCAACCACAACGAACGCGCAGCACACUCUCCAAUGUGGUGGGUUUUAUCCCAGAGUGCAUGCAGGGGGAAUUGGCUGAGGCUGUGUGUAAUCUUGAGGCCCACCCGUGUAUGCCAUCAGUUUGGUGUGAGUGGCUGCUGAGAUAGAGGAACAUAUGACGCUGUGGUUCUCUUCACUUCCUGUAAAAUUAUGCUCAACAGAAACAGCUACAUGUGAAACGCUGACAAAAGCUCUCGCACACUAUUUCAAAACUGCAAGUAAAUGGAUCAUUUCUCAGCCACCCUGUGAAGACUUUAAGCCUCUGAAUGAGAUGGUGUUGUAGGUUCAAGGCACUUUAGCAGCCAGAAGAGCUGCCCAUCACAACUCAAACUAGCUCUAAAUCAUUCAUUAUUUUGCCUGCUCUGUUUUUGCUGUCCCACAUAAACUCAUCUGUUUGUAAACACAGGUCAUUCCCUCUUUUAUUCUUGUUAACCCGCUUACUUGCUCCCACUAUCCUUCAUUAGAGAUGAAAUGCACAUACCAGCCUAUUUUCCUUAAUUCUUGCAAGACUGUGCAAAUGCCCUAAUUUCUGGACUUCUUUGGGUCUACCUGCAUUAUACUUGGGCUUCAAUCCCUUUACUGAACCCUUUAGAGAUAAGUUUAUCUGUUGUGACAGUCAGUAAACUUUUCUCUAACCUGGUCACCUGCUUAGCUCUCACAGUGUGAUGGACGACCUGGCCAUCGGUGGAAUAGAUCUCUCGCCAUUCAAAAACUUUGACCUGAUUGUGGAUUACAGAGCAGUGAAACGUGAACACCUGCGAGGCCGCAACAACGUGACUUCAUGUCGAAGCCCUACUAGGGAGCUUGACACAUUUCACAUAAAGACUGAACUUAAGGAGAAAAGGCAUCUGGAAUUUCUGAGGAGAAGAUCAGUGAGCCCUGACCCAUCUACAAAGUGCUCCUCAAAGAGAAGACGUACACCAAAGACAGCUUCAAUGAAACAAUACAGUACCAUCAGAAAAUUAGACACGUUACAUACAAAUGUACAUACUUCUCCCACCUCUAAUGGACGUCCAUUGAUGAUUUUAACACCAAACAGCAGCAUAACCGAUGGUCCAAGUACCAGCAAAUGGGCUUCACUAUGGUCAGACGAGGUAACACUGACAAGACAAGAGAAAGACCAUAUGAGGACACAAACAUCCACAUUCACCUCUACACCAGCAAUCAAGAAAUCAAACCAGCACAGGACAAAAAACACAGAUAAAAGAGAGCAUGUUCAAAAGACCAGCAUCAAAUCAUCCAGCCAAAGUGAAAAUAUUCUCCAGAAAAUAAAACUACGGGAGAACAGUAUGCAGACAGAGUCUGGUCUUGUCACUGUCAAGGAGUCGGAUAUCAAGCUGCUAGCUGACUUGUUGCAGGAGGCUCUGUGGAGAGAAGAGGCCUUGAAGAAGAAGCUGGCAGCCCUCCAGGAGAGCACGAACAACCUCGUUAACUCCUCCAGCAAAAUAUGGACGGCUCGCUGCAGUGAAGAUCUGCUGAGAAAUAAGAUCAAGGCUCUGGAGGCGCAGCUGCAAGUCUGCCUGCAGAAUUUUCCAAAAGAUGGAGUGAAGAAAGUGGUGAUACAGAUGGAGAAGCAGAAACGGAUGUAUGAGGAGAAGGCACUAGAGGCUCUGCAGAAGGCCACACAGGAGAAAGCUGAUGCUCUUACGAAGACUGAGAUACUGCAGGUAGCACUCAGUAAAGCAAGAACAGAGGCAAUGAGAUGGCAACACCUGUAUGAGGAGCUGAAGCUGAGCUCUGGACAACUCAGGGAGAAUCAACAUCUCAGCAAUGACCAGCUGCAACAUCUGCUAAGCCAACUGGAGCUGUCUAGAUCCAGAGAGGCUGAGCUGAUGGAAGAGGUGGUGUCACUGAUUCAAGAGAAGACAGAGCUGCGGCACAACAUCUCUUUGCUGGAAGGAGACAACCAGAUGUUUAGAGAGGAAAUUCAACACCUUGAAGACGACAGUGAUGAGGCCCAGGACUUCUUGAUGCUGGGACAAGUGACAUCAGAGGAAGCAGGUGCCCAGGGGACAGCGAGGACAGACUCUCAGGUGGAGGAGCAGCUCCGUCACACUCAGGAGAAACUAAGACUCAAAGAAAAAGAGUGUGAGGAGCUGCAUGCAGAGUUGUAUGCCAUGGAGCAGGAGUGUAAAUCCAGUCAGGCCCGGCUGUCGCAGUGCAGAGACGAGCUCCGACAGCUCAGCCAUCGCCACAAGAGACCGACGCUGUGUGGCUCCUGGUGGAAGGUGUGGGUCUUCCUCCUUCUGUUCCUCGCUGUAGCCCAGGUUGUCCUGCUGUGGCUGUGGUAUCCUCCUUUCAGGGAGCAAGUUGAAGACCUGUACUCGGACAUAGAGACGCGCAUUGAAGACUAUCUCAUGGAAGUGGCAUCACCUCAACACGCAAGCUGUUUUCGACCAAUAUGAUGGUGUCAGAAUUUUUAUUUCUCUAGCUUUUGUUUUAAAUGAAGACUGUUUAAGGAUUCAUCUUCUUAAUAUUUCUUUGCAUGUGAGACUUGGAACUCAGUGUGUUUGAUGUUAACAUGUUUGGGAUGUCUGCACUAAGUUCAAAUACAAGUGAAGACUUUCAGUGUUUCUGACUUUUUUUUUUUAACCAAUGAGAAUAUGACAAAGCACUAUCAGCUCACAAGCUGGCUGUCAUAUAAUAUAUGACCUCUGACAAACAGUGAGUGGAUAAAUUGAAAUACUUCUACAUAGGAGGAUAAAGACUGGAUGUGUCUGUCAUACUGUAAAACACUUAUUAGCACCACCUUGUAUAAUUUAAACACCACUAAAUAAAGGGGAAAAAUCACAGUAAAUCUUUUAACUGUUGUGGUGAUGGAACUAACCUCAGAGAGUUUUGGCAUUUAAAAAAAAGAGCCAUUAGUGU